AUGGAAACUCUCUCUCCCCCAACCCUCCCUCUGUUCUUCUCAUUCUUCAUCACCAUCUACCUCUUUGGCUACUUCAAAAUUUUCAAAUCCUGGACUGGUAUUUGCAGACCAGAAGCCUCAAGCUGUCUCAUAUCUCUAGCCCAUGGCACCCCAGCCUUCCUUCUCUCCACCCUCUCUCUCCACAACCACCACCCAACCACCACCUUUGCCUCCCCCAACACACACUUCCAAAACACAAUCCUCAACUACAGCAUAGCCUACUUCAUCGCAGACACCCUCCACUACCUCCUCUUCGUCCCCACAGAUGUCCUUUUCAUAAUCCACCACGUGGCCACCCUCUACGUCCUCGCCACUUGUCGCUUCCUCGUUGGCCACGGCGCCAUCGCCAUCCUUUCUCUCCUCGCUCUUGCUGAGGUCACCAGCGCCUGUCAGAACGCCUGGAGCCUCUCCAAGUUAGCUAGAACCGCCGUGUCGCCGCCGUGCUCCGCCGCCGCCGGAGGAGGAGCGGUGUAUGAGUUGUUGUCCCCUGUUUUUUAUGGGUUUUACACUGUUGUUAGGGGCGUGUUUGGGCCCAUUUUUGUGUAUAGGAUUUGGAGGGAGAAGGAAGAAAGAGCAGAUGAAGAUGAAGAUGAAGAUGAAGGAAAGGGAUUGAUUGGUCAUGCAAAUACUGAGUAA
Molecule: messenger RNA, 675 nt
Organism: Camellia sinensis
Lineage: Eukaryota; Viridiplantae; Streptophyta; Magnoliopsida; Ericales; Theaceae
Source: RefSeq, a predicted model, not a curated record